GCAACUACCCUCCCAUCUCAUUGCCUGGUUGUCUCAUCACCUGCUUAGAUUCUGCUCUAGUCUUAUUAACCACAUUCUUGUCUGUAUCUUCCUUCAAAAAGGCCACAUAAGUUUGUAAUAUAACAAAAGACAGAAUCUUUGGUAUAUUACAGACAGCACAGAUAGAUUUCUGCUGCGGUGUCCAUUUGACCAGAAAUCUUGUCUCACUCUCUUUUAAAAUAUUUCCAACCCUAACAUGCAGGUCUUUCAAAGGCUAUUCAAGACUGCAAAUGAGACUACUACCUCUAGCCCUCCUAUAAGCAAGAAAGAAACUGCAAAUAAUCAGAAGGUGAAAUCAAAAGACAUUGUUUUGUUUGGGAUCUGUCGGGGGAGCACUAGAAGAAGAGGUGAUAACAGUAGAUCAAGAAGCAAGACCUUCAAUAUAUUCAAAGCAUUAUGCAGGAAUAAGGACAUUAGUCAGGAGUAUUUUUAUAGCACAAUUCAUCUAAGGAGGGUAGAAAGUAAUCCUAGAAGGCAACAUUUUGAAUAUUGCAUUAACAUGAAAAACAAAAGUCUUACACGAGGAUUAAGCAUCUCUCACAAGGCUGCAGAUUCAGUAGGACAUACGCAAGUUUUGCCCAUCACUGAUUCUGCACCGCCAUCAUCAUCAUCGUCGUCGUCGUCGUCGUCGUCAUCAUCAUCGUCGUCCUCAACAAAGGAUAAAGCGCGACGCUCUAAUGGAGAAAAGAAAGACGAAAAAGCUAAGGGAGAUAAAGCUAAGACCAUCUCUAAGAUGAAAGAGCUACUAAGAUGGGCUGUUGCUGCCAAAUCUGACAAGGGCCGUCAAUACAUAGGCAGAAAGGUAUUCAACAACUUUCGCAAUAGGGCAGCAUUGAAGGCAGUACCAGAUGAUGAUCAAAUGAGUAAUGAAUCCCCCAAAAUCAGCUUCAGAUGGGAAGUUGAAAGUUGCUCCACAACUUCCUCUGCUUACUCUGCCAUUUCAAUGCCGGCUUCCUUAACCAAGAAUGACCAGUCCUUCAAUAUCAAUUUUCCUUCUGUAAAAUCAACUCCUCUCCACAUAGAUCAGUGCCCUGCUGCUGGAAAAUUGAACUGGAUCACCUCAGAUUCUGAAUUUGUAGUGCUAGAGCUAUGAAGACUAGGAUCCGAAGGAGUCAUAUCAUCACUAAGUGCACGUUUAUGGCCUGUUCAGUAAUUGAUGAGUAGAGAUUUGAUCCUAUCGGAUGUAAUGACUACGAAUUUUGGAGGGCGGAUUAAUGUAACUUUAAAUCAAUGAUGUGAAGUUUAGAUUUAAUUUUC
Messenger RNA from Nicotiana tabacum (common tobacco), 1296 nucleotides. RefSeq lists its product as uncharacterized. The record is from RefSeq and is a predicted model, not a curated record. Lineage: Eukaryota; Viridiplantae; Streptophyta; Magnoliopsida; Solanales; Solanaceae.